Messenger RNA from Ambispora leptoticha, 2316 nucleotides. The record is from the annotation of a GenBank genome assembly. Lineage: Eukaryota; Fungi; Glomeromycota; Glomeromycetes; Archaeosporales; Ambisporaceae.
AUGUGGUUUCCAAACGUAGCAAACAGUUUAAAUCCAUCAAAUUCUCCUUCAGCCAAUAUUCUCUUCAAAAUUCCUGAUUUAUUUGACUCGAAUUCAAAAAAUCAGAAUGCAAACAUCUCAGGAGAAAAAUAUAUCCGAACUCUUGCUCAUUACAUCCACGCUAACGAGCGACGUUUGACCACCUCAACUCAAUUGUCUCCGCCACCGUCUGGUCAUCGAAGAGCCGAUAGUAGUGGAAAUGGAAGUUUCUCUAUAUCAAAUCUGUGGUCUAUAUCCACAGCAUUAACUAGCAACAUUUUAAUAAGCGGUUCAACACCGCCGUCUGCGCAAAUACCCUCGCCCGCCGGGUCGAAUUCCUCCUACCAAAAAUCAUCAAUUUUUGUGACACUUGAUCAUCAUCACCUUUAUUAUUUGCUGACAAAAUUUGGUGAAUAUGGGCUUGAUGUUGGUUCUUUUGAAUAUGAAUCGAAACUGGAUGGAUUGGAGAGUAACGUUAAUAAUGAUAAGGGUGAUGCCAGUAACAGUAACUCUAAAGAUGGAUUAGAGACUGCGUCAAUAACUUCGGCUACGUCUAUUAAUUCUAUAUCUUCCGCGAUGUCAUCCAUAUCAUUGAUUUCAGGAUGGCAUGGAUGGUCAAUGGCGGCUCAAACUGAAGAGGUACCAAUCGAAGAUGAUAUUAGAUAUAUAUAUCGUUCUUUUCUUAAACUUUCAGGGUUAAGAUUGGCUGUUGUUCCACAUACAAAAAUUGAAGGUUCUGAAUCAUGGCCGUUAUUAGGUUCAAUGCUAUCCUUGACCCCUUUCAAGAAUCUCUCACAGUUAGAAAUAUGCAAGUUAUCAAUAAAAAUUAUUGAUGGAUGGGAUAUAUUGCAGGAGAAACUUGAAAGUCUCACUAUUCAGAAUGGCUCGAUAGAUGAUAUUACGGAAUUAUUUGUCGAUGCUGUUGUUGCCUCAAUGAAACGAAGAAAAAUCAAAAAGAAUAAAAAAAUCAUGGAGACCGAUGAAGAAGAAUCAACGAACAAAAAUAACAACAGCAUAAGUGAAUCCGAAUCUACUAAGACAUUACAAGAAACAAAAGACGACGACCAAGAUCCAACCAGUAUUCUACCGGCGAAAAUCUGGCCUCGUCUCACCUACAUCAAUCUCUCGGAAAAUUCUCUGACGUUUAUUGCCAAUGAACCGGUGUCCUUCAUUACCACAUGCACACAUUUAGAUUUAUCACAUAAUCUGCUCAUCGCUGUGCCCACUGCUUUAUCUCAAUUAUAUAACUUGCAAUAUUUAAAUCUAAGUUAUAAUAUGAUUGAAUCCGUUGUUGGUAUUUAUAAUAUACUGGUAAAUGUGACAAAAUUAGAUUUGAGGAACAAUCGAGUGGAGAAUUUGUGUGGAUUGGAACGUGUGAUCACACUUGAAUGGGUGGAUGUGCGAGAAAAUCGUUUGACAGAUUGGGCGGAAAUUGGACGUAUGACUGUAGUUCCGGGUAUAAGAGAGAUUUACGUGGAGGGCAAUCCUUUAACUUAUCUUCAGACUAAUUACCGCGUAAACAUUUUUACGGAAUAUAAAAAAAAUAAUUUGGACAUACUUUUGGAUGGUUACGGCCCCUCAAUGAAAGAAAACCGCAAAAUCAAUGUUCCCACAAAACAACCAGAAGAACUUCAAAGAGUCCCGACUGCUUCUUUAAGUCGAGUCAUGUCUAUAGAGCAGCUGCAAACUUCUCCAAAGAAUGGAGCCACCCCUUCAAUUGAUAUACCAAUAUUAAAAAAAAGCCGAAAAAAGCGUAUUGUUGAUCCGCUUGACAAUGCAGAUGAACUAUUGCCAAAUAAUAAGAAUGGGGCCGAAGGAAUUGUGGUGAGGCAUAAAUCAGGAGCCGGUAAGAAGAAAAAAGAACCGGUAUUAUCAUCAUCCCCGCCCGCGUCCAGUGAAAUUUCUGACCAAAAAAGACAUGUACAUCGUAAUAUUAAAGUUGAGAAAGCUUAUGCUCAUGAUGUGGAUCCAAAGGUACGUGACCUACGUAAAAGGAAGUCGAGUAAAAAUAUCCGUUCAAAAACUUUGGAUACACCGCCACGAUCACCAGCUCUUAGUCCUUCUGCACAAAGUGAUUCGGAAGUGGCAUCACUCAGUGGAUCACCCAAGAUUUCUUUGAUAGGAGAAGGUUUCAGAAAUAGAAUGGAAAAAUUGAGAAAUGAAGGAGGAGCAGCAUGGCUCAAAGUCUUCAAUGAGAUGGAAUAUUCGACAACUGGCGAGGGGAAUAAACUGCGAGAACCUAAAGUGCACGAUAACAAAGACACUAAGAAACAUCAAUCAAAUAAUGUGAAUUCAUAA